GACGCCAUAUAACCAUAAAUAAAAUGUGUUAAGUGUGUUGUUAAAUAAAACAUUUCCUUCCUUCCUUCCCCUACCGGUCCUACUGGAGGGAACUAAAGGUUUCAUAUUCAUCCUUAUUUCUGUCUGAAGCGAUUUUAUAAUUCAAUUUGGCGAAUACAUACAUGUACAAUGUAUAUGUCUUUACCAUUUCACCAAAAGGUUCAUUUGAAAACCGUGUCAUUUGUAUAAUUAUGUACAGCUAUUUUAAAAAAUAAUUUAGCUAAAUGUUACUUAAAAGUUGCAUUUAUAUAAAGUCAGUAUGCAGUGUGUAUCUAGGGGGAGGGGAAAGAGAGUGCACACCUCACCCCAACUCAUCACUAGCAAAAUUCAGCAUCCACCCCUGGUGUGUAAGCUUGUAAUCGUGAGAGAGUUUUCCUGGUGCUGCUGCAUGUGAUCUACGCGCACUCGCACACAAUGAAGGGUGAUUAUCGGCAGUGGACCAUGGCACCAGAUGUGCUAUAACCACUCCAUGCUCUUGGUAUGAGGCUUCCAGUGUUGUAAUUACCUCACUAUAGUGGAGUGGAAUAUUCACAUUGUUUCAGUGGAGCUGCUUGUUUCAAUAGCUGUAUGAAAUAAGGUUAAGUUACUGUUGAUGGCCACAGUGUACAGUUUACAGAUGAAGUAAUAACACAUCUUUAGGCGGAAAAUAAUAAUAACAGAUUAAGGUUACUUGAGACGGACAUCAGACAAGAAGAAUGACGGGUUUUAUCCGCGUCAAGCUGUUACAGGUGGAGAAAGGUUCCACAAUGCAGACGGGACUAGAGACGUUUGAUCCCUUCAUUGCCAUCAAUGUUAAAGAAGCAGUGGACACACCAGGUCGAGGUAUAACAUUUGUACAGAAGAAGCGAACUCUAUAUCCGGAGUGGAACACUUGCUUUGAUGCCCACCUGUACGAGGGGCGUGUCAUUCAGAUGGUUGUCAUGGAGAGACCCAAUAAAUUCCUGGCAGAUAUCACGAUUGGGGCAAAGCUACUGGCGGACAAAUGUAGCAACAGCAAUUUAGUGACAGCCUGGCUUGACUUGCGACCAUCUGGUCGGUUACAAGUGCAGAUUAGAUAUUUCCGAGGGGAGGCUGGAGAUGACCAAAUACAGAAAUCUAUUGAUGAUAGCCGGACUGUUAAACAAGCGUUCGUCCGCCGCGGUGCGAUGAAACAACAGAAAGUGCAUGAGGUCCGGGGCCACGAGUUUAUUGCAAAAUUCUUCAGACAGUUUACUUACUGUUCAUUCUGCAACACCUUCAUGUGGGGACUAAACAAGCAAGGAUACCAAUGUAAAGUUUGUAAUUGUGCAGUUCAUAAGAAGUGCCAUGACAAGAUCCUCGGCCGCUGUCCUGGUAGCGCCAAAGAUAGCCGGGAAACAAAGAUGCUGACAAAGCGAUUCAACAUCAAUGUACCACACCGAUUCAAAGUGAAUAACUACAUGACGCCAACAUUCUGUGCGCAAUGUGGUCAAAUGUUGUAUGGCCUCUUCCGACAGGGGCUCAAGUGUGAAGUGUGUGGUGUUAACUGCCACAAGAAGUGUGAGAAGAACAUGCCCAAUCUGUGUGGAAUCAACCAAAGACUGCUCGCCGAGGCUCUCAGCCAUGUGCACGGGACACCAUCCUCCAUGAAAUCUCCGUCCACUGCUAACUCGGCGAGUACCGAGCUGGCAAUCGCCGCCCCCGACGACGAUGACCAGGACAGCGAUGAUGAGAGCUACAUGAUGGUGUGGGAGAAACCUGGAGCUCCGCUAGAUGGACCAACGCCGGUAGUUGUACCACCCAGGAAAAAAUUCACUCCUGAUGAUUUCAUUUUAAUCAAAGUGUUAGGAAAAGGAAGCUUUGGAAAGGUUCUGCUGGCUGAGGUGAAGGCCGACAAGACAUAUGUGGCCAUCAAAGCCCUCAGGAAGGACGUUGUGCUGGAGGAUGAUGAUGUUGAGUGUACGUUGAUUGAGAGACGGGUUCUAGCACUGGGCUCCAAGCACCCGUUCCUCACCUAUCUUUACAGCACUUUCCAGUCAAAGAGUCACCUGUACUUUGUGAUGGAAUAUUUAAACGGAGGUGAUCUCAUGUUUCAUAUACAAGUGUCUGGCAAGUUUGACUUCCACCGUUCACAGUUUUAUUCAGCUGAAAUAGUUUGUGGUCUCCAGUACUUACAUUCCCAUGGAGUAAUAUACAGAGAUCUGAAGCUGGACAAUGUGAUGUUAGACAAAGAUGGCCACAUCAAACUGGCUGACUUCGGUAUGUGCAAGGAGAACAUCUAUGGUGACAACAAGGCGUCCACGUUCUGUGGUACCCCAGACUACAUCGCCCCAGAGAUUUUGAAAGGCCUGCGUUACAACUCGUCUGUGGACUGGUGGUCGUUUGGGGUGUUGCUGUACGAGAUGUUGAUUGGUCAGUCGCCUUUCCAUGGCGAUGACGAAGAGGAUCUGUUUCACUCCAUCAUGCACGACACUCCUCGUUACCCGGGAUCCAUGUCCAAGGAGGCAGCCAUUCUCCUCAGUCUGUUGUUUGAAAGAAAUCCAAGUGUGCGUUUAGGAAUGCCAGGAUGUCCGUCUGGUCCACUCCGAUCUCAAGCCUUCUUUAGGAACAUUGACUGGGAAAAACUGGAACGUCGGGAACUUCCACCAGUCUUUAAACCAAAGAUUAAAUCACCCAGCGAUGCUUCAAACUUUGAUGUCGACUUCACAAUGGAGCAGCCCAAUCUGACCCCGCCCGACAAAGAAUUGCUUAAAACGAUGAACCAGGCGGUGUUCAAACAUUUCUCAUUCACAAAUCCGGACAUAGUCUGAAGCGGGCUACCAAUCUACGCAAAGAACACCAGUCUACAAGUGUACAACCAUGGACAUCAGUAUUAAAUAAUGAAACAAAACAAAAAGAAGAAAAAAAGUUUGGACUUAAUGCCGGCCUCAUAACUGAUGUCUCGAUUCAGGGCUUACAAUUGGUGCCUGGACAUGGGGAUCUAAAUGGAUUAAGGUCUUUGAUGCUUUGAACCAGUCUUUGCUAGCACUGCAUCCAUGGGGAUCUAACUGUAUGCAGGUUUCAAUGGAUUAAUGUCCAAAUGCUAUGAGCCAAUCUUUGUUAGCACUGCAUCCAUGAACAGACGUUUAAAAUCUCUUUCAGAAUGGAUCAACAGAAAUGUGUAUUUCUUGUUGCUGAUAAGAUUUUUAUAUUCGAUGUAGAUUCCUCUAAAAUGAAAAUAAAUUGCCCUUAUAAUUGGUGAUUUAAGUAUUGAUUCAGGACAAUUUGACUGACUUUGCUGUGUGAUUUGGGGAUAAAACAGGUCCAUGACAUGAUGUUGACCCAAACUUAAGCAGUUGGAAAUUAUAUGUGAUUCAUGAAUGAAAAACCAGCUCUAUAGCUGAGUCUGAGGUGAGACAAUAAGAGGUUUAUGAAACUGAGGUCGGGGAACAUUUUGGUGGAAAACACAAAAAGAAUGUGUAUCGAACAAUAAUUAUCUUGGCAGCAAAUAUAGGACAAAUUACUUUGGCCUAUGGUAACAUGGCCUGUGUUAAAUACAAGAUAAAUUAGUGAGACAGUGGUGACCUUUGACCCAUGUAAACCAGCUGAUAUGCUGGUGCAGAGUAAGAAAGAUUAAAAACAAGAUAAAUUAGUGAGACAGUGGUGACCUUUGACCCAUGUAAACCAGCUGAUAUGCUGGUGCAGAGUAAGAAAGAUUAAAAACAAGAUAAGUUAGUGAGACAGUGGUGACCAUUGACCAAUGUAAUUUGUAAACCAGCUGAUAUGCUGGUGCAGAGUAAGAAAGAUUAAAAAGAAGACAAACUACAUUUUAAAGAAUCCUUCCGACACAGUUUUAUAACAACAAAAAUUAAACAAAUGGUUUUGGAACUUUUUUGAUAAUCAUUUCCAGGUGAUAAAUUAAUGAGGACUGGCUGCAAGCAGAUAUAUGACGGCUAUAUCUCAUCUUGGGAAUAGACCUUAGAAAUAUAUUGAAGACAUUCAAAACAUAAAGAACGAAGAAGCUAGAUAGUUAAUGUCAUGUCAAUACCUGAGACAAACUAAUGAAUAGCAUUCUUCUUAGGCACCGUUAACAUGUGUCGUGCCCUUCAUAGAAGAUGCCAAUAACUUCCUAUGUUUCAUUUUCAUCUGCUAUUUCUGUUAUUAAUGACGAUAUCACUGAUUACCAACAUAGAAAUUCAUGAUUUCAAUAUGUCAUGAUCAACCCAACUAUAAAGGAUAUGUUGCCUCCAUAUAAAGAUCCCCUGUAAUUAAAAUCUAUAUUCAAUAAAAGUACUGGCACUUCGUGGCCUGAAUAAACAUCUUUGAAAUUCUUUGAAAUUCCAUGGUGAAAUAUUUGUUAAAUAUGCAAUGAACAAAAAAAAAAAAAAAACCCCAAACAAACAACCAAACUCACCCCACCCCCCACCCCCAAAGAAACAAAAGCACUGCCUACCACUUACAGGCAUUAACAUCUUUGGUAACGCAAGAAAGCAAGCUGAUACAGCAGUCGGUUUGUCUUCAGCAAUAAUCUAAUUUGCAUUGUCAGGGUUUUCUACCCAUGGUGGUCAUUGAUGGUCAGUUGUCAGUAGUGGUCUUGCACAUACGGCACUUUAAUCAUGCAGCUGACCACCACUUAAAAUACUAUAUUGGUGUAAUUAAAUUUUAAAAACCCCCGCUAUAUUGGUGUCAUUAAAGUUGGUGCAAUUAAAGUAAUGAAUUUUAUUACUGUUU
Messenger RNA from Gigantopelta aegis, 4707 nucleotides. RefSeq names its product protein kinase C delta type-like. Gene Ontology annotation, biological process: protein phosphorylation. The record is from RefSeq and is a predicted model, not a curated record. The coding region runs from base 735 to 2807 and encodes 690 amino acids. Lineage: Eukaryota; Metazoa; Mollusca; Gastropoda; Neomphalida; Peltospiridae. The transcript is spliced from 18 exons. Gene Ontology annotation, molecular function: ATP binding; diacylglycerol-dependent serine/threonine kinase activity.